This is a messenger RNA of Oncorhynchus mykiss (rainbow trout), 4537 nucleotides long. It is a transcript of the gene eif4enif1, whose product is annotated as eukaryotic translation initiation factor 4E nuclear import factor 1. Gene Ontology annotation, biological process: negative regulation of translation. Gene Ontology annotation, cellular component: cytoplasm; nucleus. NCBI's taxonomy places the organism in Eukaryota, Metazoa, Chordata, Actinopteri, Salmoniformes, Salmonidae. Gene Ontology annotation, molecular function: mRNA binding. The record is from RefSeq and is a predicted model, not a curated record.
UUUCAUAGUCAAACGAGACAUUGUCAAAUACAGUAAUGGUUUUAAGAAAUUAUUUAUUAUAUUUUGAAAUAGUUUAGCAAGGCAUUAGUGAUGGGCACUAUAUAAUCAAGCCUACGAAGAGCUCGUUCCGAACUAAGCGGUGAUGAAGGCAAAUUCGCUGCUGCGACGAAACAUAUACCGAAGACAAGUCUACUUCGACAAUAUAAGACGCCAGUAUACUUUUGGAUUUGUGUUCGUAGAAAUAUCACGGGCGUUGGCUCUUUGUUGAAAAAACGACCCUAGUUAAUUGUAAGAAAAACGUGCACUUAUUGGAAGGCUUUAUCUCCAGCUAGCUAGCUGGCUAACUAGCCGUAGAGCUAGGUUAGCUAGCUAACAUCUUUUGGCUUCAUACGUUUUCUGAACAGAAUUGUAUACUACUAAGAUCUUAAAACAGAAGUUAUAUAUUGGUUUGGCUGCCUGACGGAGUCAUGGAAAGGGAUGCUUGUGUAGAGGUGCAGGAGAAUGGUGACAUCGAGGUGGUCAAGGAAUCAACAGGACCAUCCCCUUACAGAUAUACCAAGGAGGAGCUUUUGGAGAUCAAAUAUUUCCCAAUCUGUAAUGAAAGGCCAGACUGUCUUUUGGAAAAAUUUGACAGUGAUGGUGUGUGGGACCCUGAGAAGUGGCAUGCUUCGCUGUACUCCACCUCGGAGUGCAGCUCUCCUGUGGAUGGAUAUAAGAAGGACUUUGUGGAUGAUAGGAUCCCUCUGAAACGUAGAAUUGCAGAUCCCCGUGAGCGACUAAAGGAGGAUGACCUGGAUGUGGUGCUCAGCCCACAGCGUCGUAGCUUCGGAGGGGGGUGCGUUGGCAAUGCUUUGCCUGCACCCUCCCGGCGCCCUGUCAGCCCCCUGGAGAAUAAGGAGAAUGAGAGUCUCCGGCUGGGUGUGGCGCGGCGCAUCGGCAGUGGGCGCAUCAUGGCGGCCCGAGGAUUCGAAAGGGAGAGGGAACCCCGCGUGGAGAAGGAGCGAGACUUCAAGGAUAAGAGGUUCAGGCGUGACUUUGGGGACAAGCGUGUGUUCAGUGAGAGGAGGAGGAAUGACCUGGAGGAAGAGCCGGAGUGGUUCUCAGGGGGCCCGACCAGCCAAUCAGAGACCAUUGAGCUCAUUGGCUUUGAUGACAAGAUCCUGGAGGAGGACAAGCGCAGACCCAAACGCUCCAGGAAGAGGACAGACUCUGUGAGAGAAGCAGUGGAAUGUAACGGUGGGCUAGCAGAGGAGCAUGUAGUGAGAGAUUCUCACUCUACAGCAGACCAGGAGGUCCCUCACCCAGAGGUCCUACCAGAGCAGACAUCAGGAGACUUUGACUUCAAUGAGUUCUUCAACCUGGAGAAGACCAUGCCAGGACUGGCCUCUAUGAUAGAAGAUGUUCUGGGUGAGGGCCCUGUGUCGGCCAGCCGUUUCAGCCGGUGGUUCUCCAGUAACCUGAGUCCUUCAGGCAGCCGCUCCUCCAGCCUGCGCUCCACCCCCCACGAGGAGCUGGAGAGACUGGCCGGGCUGGACCCCCGCUGUACGUCCCCUAGCCAGGGGGGCCCUGUCCCCUACUUCACCCCCAUCCAGUCAGUGGAGUGUAGGGAUAAGGUGGACAUCCUGGAGCUGUUACACAAGGCCAAGAUAGACUUGAAACCCCUCCUCUCCAGCCUCAAUGUUAACAAGCAACGGCUACAGCAGAGCACUCACUCGGGUGUAGUUCUCUCUUUGGAGGAGGUUGAGGGGGGCCUGAAGGAGCUGAAAGUGGGCUCGGAACUGCACCACCAGAUGCCACGAAAGGCCCACCAGCAUCAGCAGCAGGGAAGCAUCGGUGGCGGAGGCAGCACCAGCAGUGGCACACCCUUCAUGGCUGAGCACCUGGAGCGGGCUCUAACAGGCGGUGUAGGCCCCAGUGCAGGGCCCCCUUGUUCACGGGCCAGAGACCCUGACAUGUCCGCUUUUAACAAGUUGGUCAGCAGCAUGAAGGCAAGUGGAACACUGCCCAGCCACCCCAAAGAAAACCAAGUGAACAGCAACCUCAAUCAGCCCUCGAACCCUGCUGUAGUGCCCCUGCCUGAAGCCACAGUGCCUGCCCAACAGCACAAGAACAUAUUCCAGGAGCUUCUGGGUGCACAGGGACCUCCCUGUAGAGGCUCCCCUUCACUCCUCCACAGCCUGCUGGGCAGCCCCAACCCCCCUCCACACCCUGGCCCUGGUCCUCAACACAGCCUGCUACAGCACAGGGGGCCCUCGCCUCCACUCUUCACACAGAGGGCUCCCUCUCCUGACUAUUUCCAUGGACGCAUGCAUCCUCCCGCCGGUUACCCUGUUGGUCCACAGCCCAUGAUUGGGGAGCAGUUCCCAGAGAUCCAUAGAUCCUUCAGCCCUGGUCCUGGACAUGGACCCACCCUACAACAGCAACAACAGAUGAGGGCGCUCUCCAUGGCUGUUGACCAGGCUGACCGUCAGGCGCUGAUCAUCCAGCAAGACCUGGCUCUCCAUGCCCACCACGCCUUCCAGACAGGUUACAACAAACCGCCUCCGAGCAAGGCCUACCAACACAACAGACAAACCAGGAUGAACCGAUCCCCUGGUCCAGGCCCUCAUCCUGCAGGCAGAAACUCCCCUGGCAACACUGUCACCAGCAUGCUUUCGCCAUCUUUCGUGCCCACGUCUGUGAUCCGUAAGAUGUACGAGACAAAAGAGAAGAGUCGAGAUGAGCCAGGUAGUCGUCCAGACAGCAAGGAGGGUCACUCCCAAGGCCACUCUCAAGAGGACAGUAGCUCUCCCAGCUCCUUCCUGGAUGGGAUGAAUGGUAGUGGUUCUCAGUCUGGAGGGGUAAAGACCUGCUCCACCCCCCUGUCCUCCCACUCCCAGGCUCGCCAGCACCCCCAGGAGCAUCCUAGGCCAGGCUCCGCUGGGCACCACACCCCCACCCUGGUGUCCCCCAGGUCUGUCUCUCCCUUCCCCCGUCCAAUCUACCCAGUACCGCUGCUAUCCCAUGGACAUGUGCCCAUGGUGCGCCCUGCUCUACCCCAGCUCCACCCCAGCGUGCUGCAGAGGAUGCUGGCCCAGGGCAUCCAGCCACAGCAGAUUGGCCCGGCUCUGAUACAGGCAGGCAUAUUUCCACAACAUGUUGACCUCUCACAGCUUCAGGGGUUGCCCUCUACCCUACUCGGACAACCCCUCUACCCCCUAGGAGCAACGGGACAUCCCCUCUUACUUCCCAGAGCCAGCAAUCCCAUGCAACUAGCGCUCAUGCAGCAGCAACUCCAGCAGCAACAACAGAGACCAAUGCAUCCAACAGUCCCAGGCCACCAGACACAGAACCACGGCCCUCAUCGGACAAACCACUCCCAGCAACGUGUGGGUAGCCCUCCUGGUGUGGGGGGAGCUGGCCUGGCCAAGUGGUUUGGCUCAGACGUGCUGCAGCAGCCCCUUCCUUCCAUGCCUGCUAAAGUCAUAAGUGUAGACGAACUUGAGUUUGGGCCCUCAGGCGUUUCAUACAACCAGAAUUCUGGAUAAAACAAGACUUAAGUUUCCCCCUCACUUCACCUCCCUGUUAGUGAAAAUGUGGUCUUUCAUUUCUAAGACUAACAGAUCCUGGAGAACGAACAAUACGUGUCCAUGUUUUGUCUUAAACCUUGAAGUCACUGGUAGCGUAUUGAGGCCUAAACUCAAAGAAAGGGAAGGAUGAGUUGUGGAAGAUUUCUUUUCUGCAGCUUAUUUGUUUUUGGGUAUUUUUUUGCAAUAAAGAUGAAGUAACAUGAGCCCAAAACUGUACAGACUGUGGGAAUAGAUGUUCUUCUUCCUGUACAUAUUUUUUUUCUUGUUAAAGGGGAAGGUUGUAUCCUGCUGUUUUUAAGUGAAAACUGCCAGUCAGAUGGAGUAGCUACCAAGCGAAGCAAGGAUUGUCAUGUCCUGGUAGUUUUAUUUCUCCCACCUUCCCCAUGGAUUUGAACUGCACUGAGAAAGGGGCUAAUGCAAGUUCAAUACCCAUGUUUGAUUGUGGAGUUGAUCUUGAGUGUUCCCUUCAAAAGAUGUCCUCCCUAUGGCUUGGUCAGUCGGUGUCCCUGCCUACCCUCUGUCUGGAGAGGUGGCUGGCGCUUACAGGAAGCCCCCAGGGGGAGCAGCAAGUGCUGGUUGUGCCUUUCGCUCUCUGAUUCUCAGUUCUUCUUUCUGUGAUUCCUUGCAUCCUAUCCAGUUGCUCGUCUAAGAUCCCUCCCCUCUGACAUUCUUCUCCAAUGUGCUUUGAAAAGGUAAAGGCUCUAAGGAAAGAUGUCUAAAAGAGCCCCCAGCCUAAUUUUUUUUUUUUUUUUUUUUUUUUUUUUUACUGCAACCCUCUUGACCCCCCCCCCCCUUCAGUCACUGGGAAAGAAGCACUGCUCUGAAUCAUGAUAUAUAUAUAUAUAUAUAUAUAUAUAUUUUUUUUUUUCUUUGUGGGGUUGGUAAGGAUUCAGUUUAUGGUAAUGUGCUAUUAAGUUAAAAGCACAAAUAGAAUGAAUAAAUAAUGUUCAAUAAAGAAUUCAUAACUU